AUGCCUGUCACAACUCGUGCUGCAGCAUUACGAUCCCAAACUAAAGAUGAUGCAACACCAACUCCUGAUCAAACAACAACAGCUACAACAUCCAAUAAUAGCACAUCUCGAAAAUGUCUAUCACAACAAAAGAAGAAACGAGGUAAAGCACAUCUUAAUACGACUUGUAAUAUACCCGAAAUAUGUUCUACAACGCAAACACAUUCAUCAGUUUCAAUAACUGCAUCUGCACUUGAAAUUAGUAAUCGUAUUGAGACUGAGGACAAGCAUCCGAAAACAGAAAUUGAUGUAUCACUUGAAAAUGUAUCUGCUAAUGAACUAGUAAUAUUAUCAUCAUCAUCCUGUCGAUCAACAUCAACAACUGUUAAAAAUGAAUCACCAGUAAGAAAAAAGAAAAAUGAUUAUUCUAUAGUGUCUUUGGAAUCAUCGAACGAUGAUGAGAAUGACAUAUAUGCUGGUGAUGCAAAUGAUUUUAUGAACAUACCAGUGAUCAAAGGAGAUAUAACAAUAGGCAAGUCAAAUCGAGGUGGUAAAAUGGUAUUUAUGAAUGGAUGUGGUUACUUGUACAUGAGUAUAACAAAAGAAACAAUUGGUUGGCAUUGCGCCAGAAGAAGCGAGAACUGUAAAGCAGUUAUUUAUACAUUCAAAACAACAGGUGAAUUUAGCCACUGGAAUCGAAUGUGUCAUUCUCAUACAUUUGAUUCGAAUGAAACACGUAAACGUGAAAUUUUGACUAAAAUUAAAAAUCGAGUUCUUGACGAAUUUAUUUCCAUUAAAGUCAUUAUUGAAGAGGAGUACAGAAAAGCGAAGUUAUCAUCAGAAGAAAAACGAAGCAUGCCUCUUCCAUCACAGAUUGAAUCUGGUCUACAUAAAUUACGUCGUAAAGCUUUACCACCAUUACCACGUGAUCAAAAAUUUAUUAUGCCGUCAAUUUAUCAGGAGACGUAUUGUAAGGAACGUUUUCUAAUAUAUGACAAACGAAAAAGUGCUUAUGGAGGUCGUUUAAUAAUGCAUGCAUCUGAAGAACAAUUAAAUGUUCUAUUUAAUUCUGAAACAAUCUUUGCUGACGGAACAUUUAAAGUAUCGCCAAAAUUAUUUGAUCAAUUAUACGUUCUACUUGGAAUACAACAUGGAGAGGCUGUGCCAGUCUGUUUUAUUUUAACAUCAAAUAGACGGCACGAAACCUAUGAAGCCAUUUUUCGAUGUUUCAAAAGAAUAGGAUCUGAAAAAGGUAUUGAACUAAAACCAAAAACGAUAAUUUGCGAUUUCGAGAAAGCAUUUUUACCAGAAACAAAUGUAACAGGCUGUUGGUUUCAUUUUUGUCAAUCUUGUUAUCGAAAUAUACAAGAGUUAGGUUUGAUGAAGAUUUAUGAAACUCAUACAGAAUCACGUCAAGUUUUACGUGCUUUUAUGGCUUUAGCACUUUUGCCUGCAUAUGUUAUACACGAAGCAUAUGAAGUUCUAAAACAGAAGGUAGCAAAUUCAUCUCAAGGAAAUCAAUUAGAAAAAUUUGUGUUGUAUUUUCAAAAGGAAUGGAUUGACCAUUUUAAACCUUCGAUGUGGUGUGUUAACAAGAGUACAUGGCGAACGAAUAACUUCGCCGAAGCACAAAAUAAACGGUUUUUUUCUCGUGUUGUACAGCCGCACCCAAACCUCUGGCGAUUUCUUCAAUGUUUAAAACAGGAAGAAAGUGUGAUGUCGCUUAGGAUGGUUCAGACAGGAUUAGGUUUUUCAACUAUUAAAUCAACGAAGUCAACACGUGCAGCAGCACGUAAAAGUAACCAAAUUGAAAAGCUAACAAACUUAUUGCAUUCGAAGAGAAGAUCUGUGAUUGACACAGUUAUGUCUCUUGCUUAUCUUGUUGGUGAACCUGUUUGUCGAGGCAAAAAAGAGAAAAAAAAGAAAAAUAAUGUUUCAACAUCAGACUCAUCAUCAAUUUUAUCAUCAAACUGCGACUAA
Molecule: messenger RNA, 1959 nt
Organism: Rotaria socialis
Lineage: Eukaryota; Metazoa; Rotifera; Eurotatoria; Philodinida; Philodinidae
Source: the annotation of a GenBank genome assembly